AAAAAAAAAUAAGUUGAGAGGCCAUUGAGUGAUAAGCGUGCGUAAUGUGUGGUGAUCCAAUGCAUCAGAGGUGAUCAGUGUGCUGCAAAAAUGCCACUCAUGUAAAAGAACUGAAACAUUCGUCAAUGAACAUUCUUCCACACCGUUUUCUUGCGUCGCCACAUUCAUCUGCGAAGUCGUAGUGGGUCGCAGAUCAGCUGAAAAGGCUCGUUCGCACGUGUAAUGUCCAAUAAAUAUCCGCACUACCGAUACUGCUCCGUGUCCUGGUGCAAGAACAGUGGACGAAUAAACAAGCCCGGACUGCACUUCUUUCGUAUCCCAGUAGACAGCAGGUUGGCAGCAUGGGUGGCCUACACGGGAAGGCAGGACUUGAAAACAAAGUCAGCCAAUUUGCUAAAAAACUACAGAGUGUGCAGUGACCAUUUCACCGACCGCGACUUCAUGAAUAAUGUGAUCCGUGACAGGCUCACAAGGCAGGCCGUGCCAUCCGUUCCUCCUGAUACAAAAGUUGCAGUUAGUGGUCCAAAAGAAGCCCGCUCUCGAUCAGCCAGUGUGGUUAAUAAACGGUUGUACACAUGCCAGAGGACUGCAAAGAGGAGGUGGAAAUGGCAGAGUGAGGUCGGGGACUCAAGUGGCGAGAGCUUACCGGAACAAAAUGUACCAAACUCUGUCUCAACUGAAGCCUCGCCACUGCCAAAGGUACCACGCUCUCCAUUUUCCAAUGGUAACGGUAUACUACUGAUACCUGAUAAUGAUUUCUUGGUGAUACCUAUUGAUGAUGACAGAGCGGCAACAGCACCUCCAUUGUCCAGGUCCCCUGAUGACCAUUCUUGUAAUCUCGAACACCUGCAACUCUGUUUAGAGGUCGGGGACUCAAGUGGCGAGAGCUUACCGGAACAAAAUGUACCAAGCUCUGCCUCAAGUGAAGCCUCGCCACUGCCAAAGCAGGUAGCCCACUUGGGUGGGGAGAGCAUACCAGAGGAAAGUGUGCCAAGCCCUGCCUCAUCUGAGGUCUUGCCACUCCCAAAGGUUGUGGAAUGCUACACGUUGCAACAAAGCAAUGAACGGGAUCAUUACACUUACAUCAACGUAGUGGACGAACUUGGAGAAUAUUGCAUGCACCCAAAUUCUUCACUCGCUACAUGGGACAAAUACACUGAACAAUUGGAAAGAUACUGCAAGUCCAUCAACAUCUCAGAAGACGGAGCGUUGCGUGCUGUAUUACUUGGAUGUUGUGGAAAAGUGACGAAUAGGCUCAUCAAGCGAUUGGUCCAGCCUGAGAAGCCAAUGGAAGUGUCUUACUCAAUGAUAAAACGAGUCGUUCGCGAGCACUUGGGCGGCAAGCGGUCCCCGCUUCGAGCGAGGUUUCUUUUCUUCAAGCGAAACCAAGAACCAUGUGAAUCCGUGAUGGACUAUGCGAUGGCUCUGCGGAAGCUUGUAAAAGACUGCGAUUUUAGAGGUGGAGAAGUUGCUAUGGAUGUCAUGUUAAGGGACCGCUUUGUGUUCGGCAUUCGGGACGAUGCCUUGCGGGAGUGUCUUCUUGACAAACGUGACCUCACCUUUGAUGCCGCUUACAACAUGACUUUGAAAGCAGAGGCAUCUUCUGGAAAGCAGCCCAAGACUGUGUCGGUGGGGAAGAAUAAAAAGAAUGGGGACGAUGUGUCACACAUGUGCAUCGUGUACUCAUAGUGGCAGGUGCAAGUGAAAUUAUUUGACUGAUGGUUUUGUGCUUGAACAAAAUAAAGAGCAUUACUAGUCAAGCCUUCGUUAUGAAAUUGUUCAAUCUAGAACUGACAAUUGGAGCUUGUAACUGAUAAUAAUAAUAGUUUGGGUUCAACGCCCCUAAACCACAAUGUAUUGAGAGAUGCCGCUCGUGGUUCUUUAACAUGCACUUUAACCUAAGUAAAUGGGCUCAAACAUUUUUUUAUUCAUUUAAAAUGCAGCAGCCGGAAUUCGAUCCCCUGACCUCUGGGUCAGAAGUCGAGCACUAUGACCACUAGCCCACAGUAGUGAAUGGAGGUUGUGACUUUUGUAAAGAAAACAAAACCGGGAGGUUCGAGGGCUUCUGUCUAAAUUGUACUGAAAGUGUGCAGUGCUGUGAGAGGGCAAUGUCAGAUUGGAAAAUGUGCCAUGGCUGUUUGAUGUUGAAGUUCUACUGCUCAGAGCAGUGUAGUAGUGGUGCUUACAACUGGCAACAAGGACUGCAUUGUGACUUACAUGGAUUGAAGAUGUGCUGGUGUACUUACGUUAUUGGCACACAAUAUAAAUGUGUCAAAAGUUGAAUAAAGCUGAGGUGCAAAAAGU
Molecule: messenger RNA, 2304 nt
Organism: Rhipicephalus microplus (southern cattle tick)
Lineage: Eukaryota; Metazoa; Arthropoda; Arachnida; Ixodida; Ixodidae
Source: RefSeq, a predicted model, not a curated record